Molecule: messenger RNA, 937 nt
Organism: Suillus plorans
Lineage: Eukaryota; Fungi; Basidiomycota; Agaricomycetes; Boletales; Suillaceae
Product: Fms-interacting protein-domain-containing protein
Exons: 4
Coding region: 129-740 (203 amino acids)
Biological process (GO): positive regulation of DNA-templated transcription, elongation; mRNA export from nucleus
Cellular component (GO): THO complex part of transcription export complex
Molecular function (GO): mRNA binding
Source: RefSeq, a predicted model, not a curated record
CUCUGUAAUCGUCUAGUAGCUGAUUCAACGCGCGGCUUACUAUUUCACCUUCCCAUCAUCACGGACUCAUUAUUCGGUCCGCUCCUGACGAAUCAAACACGUGCUCUCUAUAGCUUUAGUCUUUCGCCAUGGCAGAGGACCAAGCCAUAAAACACUUUCAAGAGCUAGUCUCCUCUGACCUGACCACCGUAGACCCAACGUCUAUUCAAAUCCGUGCCAAUGCUCUAGUAGCUCGUCUCAAAGCCCUCAAUAGAAAUGCAAAUGCUGCAACAAGAGCAUGCAAGCAAGCAACAACAGAGGCCCGCCAUGACAUGGAUCAGACACAUCUUGGCCUCCAGAAUCUGCUUUAUGAAAAGCGUCAUCUAGAGAGGGAGAUCGACAAAUGCAGGCAAUUCGCUUCCAUUUACCAGGACGUACCCUUGUACUCCCUGUCAGAGUUCAAAACUCUAGCACCACCUGAAGCGCGCUCAGAUGAUGUGCUGCAGAAUGUUCAUCAGCUAAUGCUCAAUCGCCUAAGCUUCGAACUUGUCGAAAGGCAGAGACUCGAUCAAAAAAGAAAAGAACUCACAGCACAGAAGGAAGAACUCCUUAAGCAUAGUAAGCUUAAGCUCGCAACCGUGGAAAGUGUCAAAACACAAAUAGAAUCACUCAUGAAGGCCGCCGCAGACAUACAGAAGAGAGUCGAUGAACUCGUACCGGCGCUCCCACCAUCUACAGCAACGACUCCCGCUCCUACUUGAAUAUUGCUUGCCGAAUCCACUCCCGAGUUACCGAAUACCUCUCAUCAGUCCCGCGGUUGUCUAAGCAAAAUACAUUAUGACACACAGUGAAGUUGGCACUACACAAUCCCUAAUUAUACAACACGGCAAAAGGGAUGAGAUGUUUCCAACCAUUGUCCAGAGGUGAUAGGGAUAGAGGUCAUCAAAUAUCAAAAAGA